ACAGAGAGCCUCAUUAAGACGAUACAAAAGAUUGUCAUCGGUCGGAGCAUGUGGAGAAAUAAUUAGAUCGAUGAUUUGUUAAACGUGUGGAUCACACGUCAUUGAUUGAUGAACAGUACUGAUGUGUUUUCCUCUGAACACUCCCAGGGUCUGUGUCCACACUGACACGCGAGUCGUCCAAUGGGGGCUUGGAAUCCACUGCUGGUCCAAUGGGAGCGUGUGUGAGCUGGUGCUGGCUGCUGAUUGGUGCAGGGUGAGGGGUUCUGGGCUGAUGCUGUGGUGCGUCUCCUCCGGUGAAGGUUGAUCCUGCAGACGAAUCAUCGCAGGAGCAAGAGACAGGAGCUCCUCUGACGCACGAGCUGAGCCGCAGACUAAUCAGCUGUUAACUUCUGCUCGUUUGUUUGUGUGUUGGUUUGUUUGCGCGCCGCAGAGGAAUCUCUCACCUCCCCGCUGCAGACAUGGAUGAGAUGGAGGAAGAGUUAAAGUGCCCCGUGUGCGGCUCUUUUUUCCGGGAGCCCAUCAUCCUGCCCUGCUCCCACAACAUUUGCCAGGCGUGUGCUCGGAAUAUCCUGGUGCAGACCCCCGACGCUGAGUCUCCACAGAGCAGCCGAGCCUCCGGGUCCGGCGUCUCCGACUAUGAUUACCUGGAUCUGGAUAAAAUGAGCCUGUACAGCGAGGCGGACAGUGGCUACGGCUCCUACGGGGGCUUCGUCAGCGCACCCACCACCCCGUGCCAAAAAUCACCCAACGGGGUGCGGGUUUUCCCCCCGACUGUCCCGCAGCCUCCCCCGCAGCAGCACCUGCUGCCCCAGCCGGGCUCUCUACCCCCGAUCCCCCGCAACUCCUGCAUCACCUGCCCGCAGUGUCACCGCAGCCUCAUCCUGGACGACCGGGGUCUCCGCGGGUUCCCCAAGAACCGGGUACUGGAAGGGGUGGUGGACCGGUACCAGCAGAGCAAGGCGGCCGCUCUCAAGUGCCAGCUCUGCGAGAAGAGUCCGAAGGAGGCCAGCGUGAUGUGCGAGCAGUGCGACGUCUUCUACUGCGACCCGUGCCGCCUGCGGUGCCAUCCUCCCCGCGGUCCCCUCGCCAAGCAUCGCCUGGUGCCGCCGGCGCAGGGGCGGAUAAGUCGACGCACGAGUCCCCGCAAAAUCUCCACCUGCACGGAGCACGAGCUGGAGAACCUGAGCAUGUACUGUGUGCAGUGUAAGACGCCGGUGUGUUACCAGUGUCUGGAGGAAGGGAAGCACGGCACACACGAGGUCAAAGCUCUGGGGGCAAUGUGGAAACUGCACAAGGGUCAGCUGUCCCAGGCUCUCACCGGCCUGUCAGACCGAGCCACUGAGGCCAAGGAGUUUCUGGUCCAGCUGAGAAACAUGGUGCAGCACAUCCAGGAGAACGGCGUGGAGUUCGAGGCGUGUCUGGUGGCUCAGUGCGACGCCCUCAUCGACGCCCUGAACCGACGCAAGGCCCAGCUGCUGUCUCGAGUGAACAAAGAGCACGAGCACAAGCUGAAGGUGGUCCGGGAUCAGAUCUCCCACUGUACGGUGAAGCUGCGUCAGACCACGGGGCUGAUGGAGUACUGUCUGGAGGUCAUCAAGGAGAACGACCCCAGCGGUUUCCUCCAGAUCUCGGAUGCUUUGAUCCGGAGGGUCCACAUGACGGAGAGUCAGUGGGGGAAGGGAACCCUCACCCCGAGGAUGACCAGCGACUUUGACCUCACUCUGGACAGCGGGCCGCUCCUGCAGACGAUCCACCAGCUGGACUUUGUGCAGAUGAAAGUCCCAGCUGCUCCGAUGCUCCAGCUAGAGGAAUGCUGCACGCAGAACAACAGUGCCACGUUGUCAUGGAAACAGCCACCGCUCUCCACCAUCACCGUGGACGGAUACAUCUUGGAGCUGGACGACGGGAACGGUGGCCCCUUCAGGGAAGUAUACGUGGGGACGGAGACCAUCUGCACAGUGGACGGGCUUCAUUUCAACAGCAAGUACAAGUCCAGAGUGAAGGCCUUCAACGCCAGCGGAGUGGGACAGUACAGCAAGACACUGAUCAUGCAGACAUCUGAGACUGGACACCCUCCAUGUGAUAUUCAGUCUAUAGGCACAGUUGCUUGGUUCACCUUUGACCCAGCCUCCGCUCACCCGGACAUCGUCUUCUCCAACGACAACCUGACGGUGUCGUGCAACAGCUACGACGACAGAGUGGUCAUGGGUAAUUCUGCUUUCUCCCGCGGCGUGCAUUACUGGGAGAUGACCAUCGAUCGCUACGACAACCACCCCGACCCGGCCUUCGGGAUCGCUAGGGGCGACGUCUUGAAGGAUGUGAUGCUGGGGAAGGACGACAAGGCCUGGGCCAUGUACGUGGACAACAACCGCUCAUGGUUCAUGCACAACAACUCACACACUAACAGGACGGAUGGAGGCAUCAGUAAAGGAGCUACAAUAGGAAUGCUGCUUGACUUCUCACGCAGGAUCCUCAUCUUCCUCAUCAACGAUGAGCAGCAGGGUCCUGUGGCGUUUGAAGGGUUGGAGGGCGUCUAUUACCCCGCAAUCAGCCUCAACCGAAAUGUCCAGGUCACGUUGCACACUGGUCUACCCAUCCCUGAUUUCUACACCCCUGGAGAUGCAGAUCCGACUGGCUCCGUGUGCUAAACUGCACCGCCACCCUCCCCAUGUUUACCCAGGGGUCCCUCCGCCAGUCAAUAACUAUAAUUCCACCCUCCUCUUCCUCCUCCCCCUCUCACCCCCCUGACCGACUGACCCCGUGACUCUCUGUAACAGGCCCCAUCCAGCACUGAGCCAUGCCUUUAUCAUGCCUAAACCUUGGACUCACGGACCAUCUGCAGAAAACUGUCAAAACAGAUGGUGCUGCGCCACCUCCACGUUAUAUUUUAAUAUGAUACAGAUGGAUGAAGACGGUGAAGGUGAUCCUGUUGAAAAAUAAUCAAAUGGAUUUAGAGAGUUAUAAUUUAUGUACAUUUAUUACAAAAUGUGGUUAAAGGAGAAAUUAUGGGUGAAAAUGCAAAUUAGUUUUCUCGUUGAGAGUUAGAUGAGAACAUUUAUACCACUUUCACGUCUCUACGAUAAAUAUAUACCUGCAGCUAGCAGGCCAGUUGAGAUUAGCUUAGCACAAAGAUUGGAAAUAGCUAGACUUUCUGUCCAAAGUUCAGAAAUACCCCAACCGCCAAAGGUCACUUAUUAAUGCAUUUUGUGUUAGGUGCAGGUAAGGCCUUUGGACAGAUCUAGACAUUUCUACGGUGGCCAAGAGAGCUCAAAUUAAGAAAACACAUGCAAAUAGAAAAAACAUGUGCAAGUUUAAAAAAUAACUUUAUCAGUUUGACGACAUGUGCACUGCAAAAGGUCACAACACACUACAGACUUUUUUGGGUUCACUGGAAACAUUUCUGGUGUCAAUUUCGCCAUUUGCAGCGCGGCCCUGUGUUUGCACGUGUCGUGACUCUUUGCAGCGAGAGUGACGAUAAAUUGAUGAAGUUGUUUUCUUAAUUUGCACAUGUUUUUACUAUUUGCACUUGUUUUCUUCAUUGGCAGUGCGUUGAGCUCUCUUGGCCACCGUACCUUUUCCAAAUUCAUGCUAAGCUAAGUCACUGCCUGCCGUAGUUUCACAUAUAUUUUUACAGUGGUACAAGCAAACGUUUCCCAAAUUGUUGGGCAUUCCCUUUAAAGGGAGGAGGUUGUUUAUGAUGUCGUACCAAUAACUUAGUUCACUACAUUUAUUCUUCACCCCUUUUCAAAAGCACACACGUACAAACACAAUAUCUCCUGCCAUUGGUCAGAUGACCACACCAGAGCGAGCGUGACGGGCCGUCUCCUCUGUGUGUUGGUGUGAAUGUGUGUGAUGGUGUGUGGCUGGGUUUAGACGUCGAUGCUGCAGCAACGAUACCUGGACGAGAGCAAUAGCCCGACUCUCAGCCGCGUCACCGUCGUACAGCUCGUCCAUGUAAAUGAGACGCUUUUUCUUUAGUGGCUUAGCUCAUGUGAAUCUGUAUCUGUAAAGAAAAUCAAAAAAACAUUGGUGUAUAAGACGAUUCUGGAAGCGAGGCCUUCGUCCGGGAGGGGUUUUUGGUUUGAUGUCUCAUAGAAGCAGGACAUUGUGCUCGCUGACGUGAUAAAGAUGAUGACGCUGUUUGAAUAAGGUGCUACUGCAGCUCUUUUCGUUCUUUUUUUUACUGUGGGUGACUGAAUCCUGCUAGUUUUAUAAUAUUGAUAUUGAAAUGAUAUAUUGCAAAAAGGUGUACAGCUCAAUAAGUUAUUGAUGUUUUUCGAUGGGAAUUCCCGAUAUUUCUUUCAUUUGAUGUGGAGUUACUACAGAGAGAAUCUUUUUGUCGCUUUAAAACACGUAGUUUGUAAAGGUUGUUCUGAAAAUGAAGAGGUUUCCAUGAGAACCGGUUUGUGUCCUACAAAAGCAACAAGUGUCGAUGCGGUGGGAUUUUUUUUGUGUGUGUGCGAUCACUCUUGGGCAAAAGUCUCCUCAACUGGCAACAACGUGAGACAAGCAGACAUUUUAUGAGACGAAGCCAUGCUAGCAGCUCAGUGAGGCUGAACCCAGGCACUGCAGUAGGCCUGCUUUAAUGCCAAUGCUAACAUAGACAGCAGGUAUAUUAUAUUGUUUACCAUGCUCACCGUCCUAGCUCACCGUGCUAGCAGCUCAGCGAGGCUGUACUCAGGCACAGCUAAAUGCUAGCAUAGCAACAUUAACCCUCACGAUGAUAUUCUGCUCUGCUGAUACAUAUGAUCAACCACGUUUGUACAAUGAAUCCUUAGGAUGUGGGAGGAUGUGAAUAUAUGUUGACAAAUUCCAUCAAAUAGUUUUUAUUUUACUCGAAAACACAAAUGUAAACCUCACGGUGGCGCUAGAGGGGAAACUCAGAGGAUCACCAAAAUCAUGAGGAUUUAUCCUCCAGGUGCCAUGAAUGUCUGUAUAACGUUUUAGUCCAUCGUAUAAACAGGACAAGUUAGAAAAUUUGGCGACAAUCAAUUAAGUAGUUGUCAGGACAUGUUACCAAAAACCCAUGAUGGCGCUAGACUAAAAAUCAGAGGAUUCCAAAGUUUCUUAGUAAGUCGUUCUUAAGAUAAGACUUGACCAAAGAGGUGGAACAGCCUGACCAAUGCUGCCACCCUUAUUGCCACACAGCUAGCAUUAGCAUGGCUAAAGUUAAGUCCUUAAAGGUUCCGUGUGUAAGAUUUAGGUGAAAGGGAUCUAUUGGCAAAAUAAUCCUAGUGAUGUUUUCACUAUUUCGUCUAAUUUUUACGGAUUGUCUUCUUUACCCUUAACCGGACCCUUUAUAUUUCAAUACUUUAUAUUUACAUCGGGAGUGAGUCCUCACUACUGAGGCCGCCAUGUUUUUCACAGUAGUCCCUGAACACCUUUUGAGUUUUUAUGACAACUGAAGUUUACCACAGGUUCUCUUUCACGUUUGGAAGGGGAAGGUGAGGUGAGGGGUAUUCAGCUGCAACAUGCAACUUCACCGCUAGAUGUCACUAAAUUCUACACACUGAACCUUUAAGUUUAAAUGUUCAGGAGUCAGUCUGAGGGAACUGUUGCCCUUUAAAAAAGAUGCAUAAAAAAGUUUCCUCUAGCAUCGUAGCCCUGAAACCUACAGUACAUGUCUAGCAUUUACAUGAGGUGCUAUCAGAGCUUCAUGACUGUGCCUUUCCCUUCUUCAAUACCCAAAUAAUUUAGGAAACUUUGCUACAAACUAGAUUCAUUACUUCAGCAGAGUCAACCCUAACGUCUGUGAUGCCUGACUUCAACUGCUGCUGCACAUUUUUUCUAUCAUAAAAGGGCAAAUUUCAACAUGUUUGCUAUGGAUGUGUGUAAACCACUGUAUCAACGGGAUCAUUACAGUCAGGAAUCAGGCAAGGUGUGUUUGGUCACCCUUUGAAAUUAUUGUUUUCUCUUCCGCUGAUUUACAAGAACUGCACCACAAAGCUGCUAAAAUGGCUGCACACUGUAAAGUUGUGAUAUUUGCAUGUGCACUCAAACGACGAUGAACUAAACUGAGCCACUGCAGCAAGUUGCACAGCCUUCGGUGCAAAGGCUGAAUUCAAGCUUCCACUUAUGCAACAUUUAAUUGGAAGUUUUUUCAAGGUAAGCCUUUUGUCCGGCCAUAAUUAUAAUUCGCACACAGCAGAAACAGCCCGAUCAGCAGUCAUGCAGACGAGUGCAGCCAUCAUCACAAUAUUACACAACCGCAGAUUCCAGGACAAAUAAACAAACGUGACAUAAUCAAGCAAGAGUUUAUUAAAGGUCCACAUGUCCAGCGUGAGAUGAUACACACACUGUUUCUUUUUCAUUUUUAACACAAGGUAAAUAUCUUGACACAAUCUCUCUUUGAAACUGUGAACUUCUUUAAUUGGAAAAUGACAGAUGUGUGUUUCUGCAGUUGAACACAUGGGGGUGCUGGCAUUUUAAAAAGUGUGUGAUUGUAACAGUUAUUAUUUCUAAACCAGCCAAACACACUUUAGCGAUAUUACAACAGACCCGGGGAAGAUUUGAAGUCUCUCAUACGGCCUCGUCAAACUUUUAUGAAUUACUGUAAACCUACACACAGUCGCUGGGCGACACUGGGUGUUAUAUCUCCAAAUGUACAUACGUGUGUGUGUGUGUGACUGAGUGUGAACGAGUGUGUGUUACUUGUAUCAUAACCUCAUUUUAACUCCAAAGUUAUUUCUUUUUACCCUGUUUGAUCUGAGGUGGAAUGUCAUCACUUAAUAUUAUUAGUUACAGUGAAACUGAAAUAUGUCUAUGGAGAAUUUUAUGAGUAUAAAAUGAACAUUGUUACUGCUAUAAUUUUAAGACCCUAUGAUUACUAUGAUUGUUCUAAUUAUAUGUCUAUCAUGACCAUAUUACUGCUAUUAUUAUGAUUUGAAGUAUAAUAUGCGGCUCUGUGUUUUCUGUAUGUGUGAAUAUUCAAUAAAUAGGUGUC
Molecule: messenger RNA, 6943 nt
Organism: Paralichthys olivaceus (Japanese flounder)
Lineage: Eukaryota; Metazoa; Chordata; Actinopteri; Pleuronectiformes; Paralichthyidae
Gene: trim9
Product: tripartite motif containing 9
Cellular component (GO): cytoplasm
Molecular function (GO): zinc ion binding; protein binding
Source: RefSeq, a predicted model, not a curated record